AUGGAUACAACCAACAAGGCCAGCGCCGCCGCCGUCGCCGCUGCAAGCAACGACAACAAAUCUAUAACGGAGUUCCCCCUCAAGACAGGGAUCUCAAUGAAGCGCCGGACCACCAUAAGUCUCGAGAAGCGUACUGAACUGGAUAACACAGUCAAAACGGUCAUGGCGUCAUUGUCGGAAGUAUUCACCUACGCUCGAUGCGCAGUGGCCGAUGGGUGCAGCCAACUGAACAGGGCCAUCGGUUCGAGCAGCGCAUCGCAAACACUGAUACCAGACAUAGCAUGUGCUUUGCCACCGCGCCAGCUAUUCGGACCUCAUGACAAGUUUCAUCUGCUCAGUCUGUCGCAGGCCCGAAAGGCCGUCUACUACUCAGCCAUGUACGAUAUGGUGCGAGCUUCGGAUACCCUCAAGAUAGGUCUAUCCCACAUCCUGCAAGCCAUGCAUUUACGCCCUCCCCUCGAUCCUAACGACAUAAACCCUGAUACUGGCCACCGCCUCCCCGGUCUCGAGGUGCAGAAUCAUAUACUACAACUGGCUGACUGCAUCCGUACCACUGCUGCUAGUCUCCGGGCACUGGUGGCCAGAAUGAGGGAGGAAACAGCAAAACUACGCGCAGUGUACCAGUCGAUAGAAGCUGGAGAACUGAAAGAGUGCAGAGACGCCAGCCACAAACAGCGAAAAGAUAUGGUCGGUGUUCUGAUGGCGAGAUUGUUGAUGAUGAUGAAGAGAGACCCCGAAGACGCCAACGACACUCAAGACAUGGCCCAUGCAGAAGGAGGUCUAUCAUCUGGUGACCGGCUUCGCUUCGAAACAGAGUGGAAACGAAUUACAGCCUGGAUUCUAUGCGAAGUAUUCGAUGUGUUUACUGUUCAUGCCAAUCGGCUCGAUGUGACGCUUGGCUGGCUUGAGAAGGCGGUGCCCGUUUGGUCUGGACGGUAA
Molecule: messenger RNA, 939 nt
Organism: Dothidotthia symphoricarpi CBS 119687
Lineage: Eukaryota; Fungi; Ascomycota; Dothideomycetes; Pleosporales; Dothidotthiaceae
Exons: 1
Coding region: 1-939 (312 amino acids)
Source: RefSeq, a predicted model, not a curated record